AUAUCAGGAUGGUUUGUACGAGGUUAGAGCCCUAUAGUGAGAAGUGAAAACUAGGAAUUGAAGCGCAAACACGGAUUUCCUGUGGGAUAAACGCACAGGCCUGGCUGAUAUAACGUGCGUACUCAGCCCCCUCCUGUACUCCCUGUUGACCCAUGACUCCGUGGCCAUGGCACGCCUCCAACUCAGUUAUCAAGUUUGCAGACGACACAACAGUGGUAGAACCUGAUUACCAACAAUGACAAGACAGCCUACAGGGAGGAGGAGAAGGCCCUGGCAUAGUGGUGCCAGGAAAAUAACUUCUCCCUCAACGUCAACAAAAGCUGAUCGUGGACUUCAGGAGACAGAAGAGGGAGUACGCCCCUAUCCACAUCAACAGGACCGCAAUGGAGAAGUUGAAAAGCUUCAAGUUCCUCAGCGUACACGUCACUGACAAUCUGAAAUGCACCCACACAGACAGUGUGGUGAAUAAGGCACAACAGCGCCUCUUCAACCUCAGGAGGCUGAAGAUAUUCAGAAGAAAUACUACUGCACUGUUGGUGCUAGGGACACAAGCAUUUUACAGAUGCACAAUUGAUAGCAUCCUAUCAGGCUGUAUCACUGCCUGCUACAGCAACUGAAAUGCCUUCAACCACAGGGCUCUCCAGAGGGUGGUGCGGUCUGCUCAACGCAUCACUGGGGGCACACUGCCUGUCCUCCAGGACACCUACAGCACCCGAUGUCACAGGAAGGCCAAAAAGAUCAAGGUCAUCAACCACCCAACCACGGCCUGUUCACCCCUCUAUCAUCCACAAGAUGCCACACUCGAGACGGUACCCGUCCUCAGAAAGGGCCAGCCGGAGCAGCUAUCAAGACCGGGACAGAGACAGAGGACGCAAGCAGAGGCACCGCAGAUCGCCCUCUUUUUCCUCUAGCAGUGACCGGGAGAGGGAUCGGGACAGAGACAGAAGGGGACGGGGAAACCGACAGGAGGGAAGCUACGCUCGCUCCAGGAGCUACGAUAAUCGCUCGGCAGACCGCAGGCCAUACGACCGGCGCUACUGUGAGGGCUACCGCCGCCUGGACCAGAGCCACGAACGAGACCGCGGAAACCGGGAAAGGGAACAUGGAGGUGCACCAGCAGCAGCCGACGGCGGUUACUACGCACGUGACUUCUCACCGAGCAUGUGCGACUACCGGAGGGGACGCGAGAGGGAACGGGAGGAGUCGUACCGAAGGAAGGGCAGCAGGCGUAAGCACAAACGAAGGCGGCGUAGAACCAGGUCCUAUAGCCCAUCCUCCUCGGUGAGUACAGCCCGGCCCGAGCUUGUCCUUUAACCCUCCCGCUCCUUUCUAUCUUUCUCUUCUCCUCGUGUCUUUCUGUCUCUCUACUUCUCUAUUACCUUCUCUUGUCCACAGCUCCUGGACUUGGUAAGUAGUACAAUCUUUUGUUUUGUUUUUGUCAGCAGGAUUUGAGUAGCUGUUUUGUCUUAGUUAAAUCCAGAUUUACCUUCUACAGUCUUCUCAUAAAAUGAGUUGUGUAGUGAGACAUUGACUGUUUUUGGACCCACGUGGAUAAAGCAUCAUCCACAUUCUCGCCUUCUGCGUUAAGUAGACAUAAAUGAGAGAGAGGACCAUAGGCUGGCAUGUAUCUAUGUAUCACUGAUGAUUUUAAUCUUGAACUAUCUUUUGCUUGAUUGCCUUACCAUCCUCUCAUUUUAUUUGUUUUCUUGGGAAGUACUCUGCUUCGUUUUAAGUGGGCAAUAUCAUAGUUUGAUGUAGAUAUUUUUGGUAUUUUCUGAAUUGGCUUUUUGUUGGAUGAAUGGAUGGAUAUGCAGGUUGCUUCCUUAUUUGUAAUAGCACGGGUUAAAAGGUAGGGGGGAGAGAAGCAGAGGACAAAAUGUGAUCUUUGACUUGUUCCCUUGCACUAUAUCCCUAUCGUUAUAUAUUUCCUCACGUGGUGUCAUACGAAUCGCCCUAUGACCACCACACCCACCUACAACCACUACGUCAACUACAACAUCACCCUCCUCCUCCCUCCUCUACCUGUGCCGCCUUCCAUCGCCGUGGCUACGGCUGCCCCCGAAAACCCCCUGUCCCCUGUCGGUCGUGUCGUGACCUGCUAAUGCUGUGGGGGCUGCAAACAGCGGAGUGACAGCCGGACGCGGGCACUGAGUGUGAGGGACGACGAGGAAGGGCACCUGAUCUGUCGGAGUGGGGACGUCCUGCAAGAGAGAUGUACUCACUGCCACUACUCUAUCGUAACCCUUCUCCAUAUGAGUAUUUAAAACCAUAGAGCAUUCACUGACAGGGGAGUGCCUGAUGAUGAUGCCAUGGUAGAAUGCUGUUCGCUCUAGCUCAAAAAGCAGGGUGGAUAGCACGCACAUUUUUUUUGAGGAUAUCGGUUUUAGAUAAAUACUGCUCGUUGUGUUGAGGCUAUCUAGCUGUGGUUUUAUAUCAGAGAUAUUAGAGUUUUCCCCUAACACAACAUUUCCUCAACUUCUUAAUUGUCUCUUGCGUUUUAGUUUAAAGUCCAGGUCUAAAACAAAUAUUUUUUUUGUAAUACAUUAAGUGGGAAAAGCAAUUAGGAACGUUUGUUUUGAAUAGUUUUGCAACCCCUCAUAUCUAGCCCUUUCCUUCAAAACUAACAUGAGGCCUACCUAGUAAACAUCCAUAUGGCCUUGUCUGCGGUGUUGCAUUUUUGACCUUUGACAGUGUUGCAUCUUUUUAAUGCUACACUUUAUAGAAGUCUUUGUAGUGGUAAAUUAAGAGCAUGAUUUGUAUGCUUAAAAAAAGCACAGUUAUUAUGAUCCAUGAUCUCAUAACACCCACCCACUUAACAUAUAGUCUUACCAUUUUCCAGCUCGUAUCCCUGGCAUGACUUGUAUGUUCUUCCAGUUUGAAACCAAAUUUAUUUGCUUAGUCUGCACAUUUACACUUAUUUCAGAAGUUUUGCUUGAGUGGGUUUUUCAAUUACAUAGGUUAACCAGUAACCCCCCCCCCCCACCAAAACAUCUGUAGGAAUAUACUUUUGGUUUUCUUUCCUAUAGGCUGCUGGGGGGCACUCAAACAUUUUCCCAUAAUUUGUUCUGGUAGUGUGUGGACCCCAAUUAUCAUAGGUUAUCUAGGACCGUGUAAAAGUAAACAUUCCUUUUGGCAUCCCAUUUGUCCACAACCUGAAAAGGGGGAUGGGUGCUAGUAUUGAAACGCCUGUCACUUUUUUUUGCCUUGAUGUCCCUGCUCCGGUCCACAUGUCUAAUUCUUCUCUUCCCUUCUUUCCCACUCUCUUUCCCCGUCUCUCUGUCUGUCUUCCAGAUGAGAUUGUCAGCACCCUGGGGGAAGGCACCUUUGGGAGGGUGAUGCAAUGUAUUGACCAUCGUCGGGGAGGGGCCGCUGUUGCUCUAAAGAUCAUAAAAAAUGUGGAGAAAUACAAGGAAGCAGCUCGUCUGGAGAUCAAUGUGCUGGAGAGAAUCAAUGAGAAAGAUCCGGAAAACAAACACCUGUGUGUCCAGAUGUAUGACUGGUUCGACUACCACGGCCACAUGUGUAUCUCCUUCGAGCUGCUGGCCCUCAGCACCUUCGACUUCCUCAAGGAGAACAACUACCUGCCCUAUUCCAUCGCCCAGGUCCGACACAUGGCCUACCAGCUAUGCCUGUCCGUCAAGUUUCUUCAUGAUACCAAGUUGACGCACACAGACCUGAAGCCAGAAAACAUCCUGUUUGUCAAUUCCGACUUCACUAUGACCUAUAAUGUAGAGAAGAAGCGCGACGAGCGGACAGUGAAGAGCACGGACGUACGGGUGGUGGACUUUGGUAGCGCCACAUUUGACCACGAGCACCACAGCACCAUCGUCUCCACACGGCACUACCGCGCCCCGGAAGUCAUACUAGAGCUGGGCUGGAGCCAGCCGUGUGAUGUGUGGAGCAUCGGUUGCAUCCUGUUCGAGUACUACCUGGGCUUCACCUUGUUCCAGACUCAUGAUAACAGGGAGCAUCUGGCCAUGAUGGAGAGAAUACUGGGGCCGGUGCCCUCCAGGAUGAUACGCAAGACAAGGAAGCAGAAAUAUUUUUACCGUGGCCGUCUGGACUGGGACGAGAGCUCGUCAGCUGGGAGAUACGUGAGGGAGAACUGCAAACCCUUACGGAGGUACCUGUUGUCGGAAGCCGAGGAGCACCAUCGGUUGUUUGACCUGAUUGAGAGCAUGCUGGAAUACGAGCCCGCUAAGCGCCUGGCCCUGACAGACUCCCUCAGACACCCUUUCUUCGAAUCGGUGACAGCAGGCGAUGCGGUGGGGGGGAAGAGCUGGGAGGGUAACCGCGACAUCAGCCGGUGACCCGGGACCUCCACAGACUCUUAACGAUAGAGCGAUUUUUCAGGUGGAGCAGACCGAUACGACCACUUAAGGCGGUACGGCCAAAUUUGAUGGACCUUAUCAGUCUGUCUGAAAUCCCUUGGCCAUUCAUCACAGCAUGGACCCGUUUCCUCCUGCUUACUGUACUGCCCCACCCAUCUCCACAAUUAGGAGAGAGGCUCAUGCUGGCAGCUAGAAAACCAGAAGGACUUCAGAAAAAGACAGCCCUCCUUUUAGUCCUCUCGGCUUCUGCUCCAACAUAUGACCAAGAGGGGAGUUUUUAGCCCAACCUUAGAUUACCCAGCUACAGUCUUCCGCAUGUAAAGGAAAGGGCCGGCCUCGUGUAGUGGAACACUAGUGAGAGCAAGAGAAGCCUUGCUCUGAAAGCCAAUAUCGUGACCUCUUCAUUUGAGGUGAAACGCUUGGAGAAGAGGGGCACUGUCUUGUAUUUAUUUGGAAACUCAGCUAUCAAUCUUGGCUAAUGUUAGCCAAUCGACUGGCACGUUUCGUCAAUGAGUGAUUGUCACUCCACAUUUAUUGCUUAUAUAGGCCUCUCCUAUUGAUAUAAUAUAUCUACUGUAUCUCUGUUACGUUAUGCAAUGCUUCUGAGGAGAGGGAUUGAUGCCAUAUUAAUGUAAUAAUAGUAUUCACAACUGGACAUGUUUUCUCAGCUGGUCUUCAUCUAGUCUGGGGAAAUGACAGACACUCACAAAUACAGACCCCAUACAACACAAACUGCAAACUGCCUUUUACGUGUGUGAUAGUAUCAGGCCUGUGGUCUGAGAUGAAGCACACACGGGGUCAUAAUAGUAAUGUAUGGAACCCCAAUGCCACAGGCACACAGCAGCACACGGUUUACAGUAUUUAUUAUGAGAUGCUUACCGCUGUUCAUCUCCUCCCUGUACAUUUAUUUUUUUGUAUAAGAUUUAAAUGUAUAAAACUAUGUAUGAUUGUCGAAUUAAAGUUAAGUCCUCCUUUGCCAAGGCUUGUAGCGCCGUUGGUUGAGUUAUGGGGAGGCGUUUUUCUCUUAAA
This is a messenger RNA of Oncorhynchus kisutch (coho salmon), 5360 nucleotides long. Its product is annotated as dual specificity protein kinase CLK2. Gene Ontology annotation, molecular function: protein tyrosine kinase activity; ATP binding; protein serine/threonine kinase activity. Gene Ontology annotation, cellular component: nucleus. The coding region runs from base 3165 to 4310 and encodes 381 amino acids. The record is from RefSeq and is a predicted model, not a curated record. Lineage: Eukaryota; Metazoa; Chordata; Actinopteri; Salmoniformes; Salmonidae. Gene Ontology annotation, biological process: regulation of RNA splicing; peptidyl-tyrosine phosphorylation. The transcript has 12 exons.